CGUCCUUAAAUGUUGAAGUUGAUUAAAGCAUUUUAAAAAUUGGCAACCACACCAGAUUUGAAACUGAAUGUAUCAGGAAGAGACUGUGGAAAUGGAUACUUUACCCUUGAAAGCGUUAUGUUUGCUAGUAAUAGUGAUUGGUGUUUCCUCGUCCGGAUCGACAAUGAUGGAGGAGUCGAAGUUGAAGGUGUUAAGCAGCAAAUUUAAGUAUCAUAAUCAUGCACACAGGCGAAAUUUGCUUGACAAUGGACUUGCAAGCACUCCUGCCAUGGGGUGGAAUAGUUGGAAUCACUACUGGUGCAGUGUUAAUGAGACUAUCAUCAAAGAAGCAGCUGAUGCUAUUGUCUCCAGUGGGCUAGCCAAGCUUGGAUAUAAAUAUGUUAACAUAGAUGAUUGUUGGGGUGAACAAGAUCGUGAUAGCAAGGGAAAUUUAGUGGCUAAAAAUACUACAUUUCCAUCUGGUAUUAAAGCUCUGGCAGACUAUGUUCACUCCAAGGGGCUUAAGCUCGGAAUAUACUCAAGUGCAGGGACUUAUACUUGUAGCAAGCAAAUGCCUGGUUCACUGGGUUAUGAGGACCAAGAUGCUAAGGCCUUUGCCUCAUGGGGUGUUGAUUAUUUGAAGUAUGAUAAUUGUUACAAUGAUGGAACAGAGCCAACGGUCAGAUACCCUGCAAUGACUCGAGCAUUGAUGAAUGCCGGACGCCCUAUCUACUACUCUUUAUGUGAAUGGGGAGAUCGGCACCCUGCUACAUGGGGUGCUAUAGUUGGAAAUAGCUGGAGAACUACUGGUGAUAUUACGGAUUCAUGGGAUAGCAUGGUCACAAGAAUAGACUUGAAUGAAGCUUAUGCUGAGUAUGCAAGGCCUGGUGGUUGGAAUGAUCCUGACAUGCUUGAUAUUGGAAAUGGAGGGAUGACAAAAGAUGAAUAUAUUGUGCACUUCAGUUUAUGGUCCAUUUCCAAGGCUCCCCUUCUCCUCGGAUGUGAUCUGACAAGUAUGACUGCAGAUACAUUAGAAAUCAUUGGAAAUAAAGAGGUCAUUGCUAUUAAUCAAGAUCCGCUUGGGAUUCAAGCAAAGAAGGUUAGGUGGAUGGGUGAUCAAGAGGUUUGGGCAGCUCCCAUUUCAGGCUACAGGUUUGCUGUAGUGCUGGUGAACAGAGGUCCUUGGCGUUACGCCACCACCGCCACAUGGGAAGACAUUGGAAUUCCUGAGGGUACUGUUAUUGAAGCUAGAGAUCUGUGGGAGCACAAGAACUUGCCAAUGCAAUUUGUAAGCAACAUUACAGCUAUGGUGCCUUCUCAUGGGUGCAAGAUGUAUCUGUUGAAUCCUGUUGGCUGAGAGAUCUCUUCCGAAUUCAGAUGCUCUAGACAUAUUAUGAUUUGUAAUUGGUCUCUUCUAGUUUUGAAAUUAGUAAUAGGUAGUGACUUUUUUUUGUUAAUUUAUUUUCUGGAAAUUAAUUGUUAAUGAAAAU
Molecule: messenger RNA, 1469 nt
Organism: Pistacia vera
Lineage: Eukaryota; Viridiplantae; Streptophyta; Magnoliopsida; Sapindales; Anacardiaceae
Product: alpha-galactosidase 1-like
Exons: 16
Coding region: 68-1336 (422 amino acids)
Biological process (GO): carbohydrate metabolic process
Molecular function (GO): hydrolase activity, hydrolyzing O-glycosyl compounds
Source: RefSeq, a predicted model, not a curated record